Molecule: messenger RNA, 4333 nt
Organism: Anoplopoma fimbria (sablefish)
Lineage: Eukaryota; Metazoa; Chordata; Actinopteri; Perciformes; Anoplopomatidae
Product: NLR family CARD domain-containing protein 3-like
Molecular function (GO): protein binding
Source: RefSeq, a predicted model, not a curated record
UUAGUUUAACUCUGGGAGCUCGUGAUGUCGCAGCUUCUUCUUCUCUUCAUCUAAAGACUGACUUCAGAUCAGAAGAUGAGUAAUGGUUGUGUGGAGGAAGAGGAGGACAGAGCAGAGUCUCUAGUCUCCGGCUGUCUGUCUAUGAAGAGUGAUGCGUCCAAAGAUGAACCUCCACACUUCAGUAAUGAACCUGGACCCUCAGACACAAAAGUUCAGUACAGACAGAGAGCAGAGUCUCCAGUAUCCAGCUGUCUGUCUAUGAAGAGUGAUUGGUCCAAAGAUGAUCCUCCAGACUUCAGUAAUGAACCUGGACCCUCAGACACAAAUUCACAGCAGCACAGAGGAAAGUCUCCUGUACCCAGCUGUGUGUCCAUGAAGAGUGAUCGGUCUAAGGGUGAUCUGAUUAACUUCAAAGAUGGACGCCAAUCUAAUGACCCACUAGAGGACCAGGAGAGCUCACAGGUUCCCAGAGGUCAGUCUGCCCAGCAGCAUCAAACACACCUGGACUCCAUAUUUAUGCUGCUGGAGGAGAACAUCCUCACUUUUGUGAAGAACGAGCUGAAGAAGAUCCAGAAGGUUGUGAGUUCAGAUUACCCAGACUGCUUAGAGAGUCAGAGGGUGGAUGAGGAGGUGUUGGAGGGUGAGGAUGAAGAGCAGAGGAGGAACAGCAGAGAGGCAUUUCUGAAGAUCACACUGCACCUCCUGAGGAGAAUGAAGCAGGAGGAGCUGGCUGACUGUCUGCAGAGCAGACUUCUUGCUGCAGUUUGUCAGCGUGAACUCAAAUCUAACCUGAAGAAGAAGUUCCAGUGUGUGUUUGAGGGGAUCGCUAAAGCAGGAAACCCAACCCUUCUGAACCAGAUCUACACAGAGCUCUACAUCACAGAGGGAGGGACUGCAGAGGUCAAUGAUGAACAUGAGGUCAGACAGAUUGAAACAGCAUCCAGGAAACCAGACAGACCAGAAACAACCAUCAGACAAGAAGACAUCUUUAAAGCCUCACCUGGAAGAGAGGAACCAAUCAGAACAGUGAUGACAAAGGGAGUGGCUGGCAUUGGGAAAACAGUCUUAACACAGAAGUUCACUCUGGACUGGGCUGAAGACAAAGCCAACCAGGACAUACAGUUCACAUUUCCAUUCACCUUCAGAGAGCUGAAUGUGCUGAAAGAGAAAAAGUACAGCUUGGUGGAACUUGUUCAUCACUUCUUCUCUGAAACCAAAGAAGCAGGAAUCUGCAGGUUUGAAGAGUUCCCGGUUGUGUUCAUCUUUGACGGUCUGGAUGAGUGUCGACUUCCUCUGGACUUCCACAACAAUGAGAUCCUGACUGAUGUUACAGAGUCCACCUCAGUGGAUGUGCUGCUGACAAACCUCAUCAGGGGGAAACUGCUUCCCUCUGCUCGCCUCUGGAUAACCACACGACCUGCAGCAGCCAAUCAGAUCCCUCCUGAGUGUGUUGGCAUGGUGACAGAGGUCAGAGGGUUCACUGACCCCCAGAAGGAGGAGUACUUCAGGAAGAGAUUCAGUGAUAAGAAGCAGGCCAGCAGGAUCAUCUCCCACAUCAAGACCUCACGAAGCCUCCACAUCAUGUGCCACAUCCCAGUCUUCUGCUGGAUCACUGCUACAGUUCUGGAGGAUGUGUUGAAGACCAGAGAGGGAGGAGAGCUGCCCAAGACCCUGACUGAGAUGUACAUCCACUUCCUGGUGGUUCAGUCCAAACUGAAGAAGGUCAAGUAUGAUGGAGGAGCUGAGACGGAUCCACACUGGAGUCCAGAGAGCAGGAAGAUGACUGAGUCUCUGGGAAAACUGGCUUUUGAUCAGCUGCAGAAAGGAAACCUGAUCUUCUAUGAAUCCGACCUGACAGAGUGUGGCAUCGAUAUCAGAGCAGCCUCAGUGUACUCAGGAGUGUUCACACAGAUCUUUAGAGAGGAGAGAGGACUGUACCAGGACAAGGUGUUCUGCUUCAUCCAUCUGAGUGUUCAGGAGUUUCUGGCUGCUCUUCAUGUCCAUCUGACCUUCAUCAACUCUGGUGUCAAUCUGCUGUCAGAAGAACAAACAACCUCCCGGUUGUCUAAAGUCUUCAGAGACAAACCUAAACUAACACAUCUCUACCAGAGUGCUGUGGACAAGGCCUUACAGAGUCCAAAUGGACACCUGGACUUGUUCCUCCGCUUCCUCCUGGGUCUUUCACUGCAGACCAAUCAGACUCUCCUACGAGGUCUGCUGACACAGACAGGAAGUAGCUCACAGACCAAUCAGGAAACAGUCCAGUUCAUCAAGAAGAAGAUCGACGAGGAUCUCUCUGCAGAGAAAAGCAUCAAUCUGUUCCACUGUCUGAAUGAACUGAAUGAUGGUUCUCUAGUGGAGGAGAUCCAACAGUCCCUGAGUUCAGGACGUCUCUCCACAGAUAAACUGUCUCCUGCUCAGUGGUCAGCUCUGGUCUUCAUCUUACUGUCAUCAGAAAAAGAUCUGGACGUGUUUGACCUGAAGAAAUACUCUGCUUCAGAGGAGGCUCUUCUGAGGCUGCUGCCAGUGGUCAAAGCCUCCAACAAAGCUCUACUGAGUGACUGUAACCUCUCAGAGAGAAGCUGUGAAGCUCUGUCCUCAGUCCUCAGCUCCCAGUCCUCUAGUCUGAGAGAGCUGGACCUGAGUAACAACAACCUGCAGGAUUCAGGAGUGAAGCUGCUGUCUGCUGGACUGGAGAGUCCACACUGUAAACUGGAAACUCUCAGACUGAGUGUCUGUAACCUCUCAGAGAGAAGCUGUGAAGCUCUGUCCUCAGUCCUCAGCUCCCAGUCCUCUAGUCUGAGAGAGCUGGACCUGAGUAACAACGACCUGCAGGAUUCAGGAGUGAAGCUGCUGUCUGCUGGACUGGAGAGUCCACACUGUAAACUGGAAACUCUCAGGCUGUCAGGCUGUCUGAUCACAGAGGAAGGCUGUGCUUCUCUGGACUCAGCUCUGAGCUCCAACCCCUCCCAUCUGAGAGAGCUGGACCUGAGCUACAAUCAUCCAGGAGACUCAGGAGUGAAGCUGCUGUCUGCUGUACAGGAGGAUCCACACUGGAGACUGGAAACUCUCAGGGUGGAGCCUGCUGGAGUCCGAUGGUUCAGACCAGGUCUGAGGAAGUAUUCCUGUGAACUCACACUCGACACAAACACAGUGAACAGAAACCUCAAACUGUCUGACAACAACAGGAAGGUGACACAUGUGGAGGAGGAUCAGUCAUAUCCUGAUCAUCCAGACAGAUUUGACCACUGGGAGCAGCUGCUGUGUAGAACUGGUCUGACUGGUCGCUGUUACUGGGAGGUCGAGUGGAGAGGAAGAGUUUAUAUAUCAGUGAGUUACAGAGGAAUCAGAAGGAGAGGAGACAGUGAAGACUGUUUGUUUGGAUGGAAUGAUCAGUCCUGGAGUCUGGAGUGCUCUGAUGAUGGUUACUAUGUCCGUCACAAUAACAGAACACACAUCUCCUCCUCCUCCUCCUCCUCCUCCUCCUCCUCCUCCUCCUCCUCCUCCUCCUCCUCCUCCUCCUCCUGUAGAGUAGCAGUGUAUGUGGACUGUCCUGCUGGCUCUCUGUCCUUCUACAGAGUCUCCUCUGACACACUGAUCCACCUCCACACCUUCAACACCACAUUCACUGAACCUCUUUAUCCUGGGUUUGGGUUCAGGUUCUGGUCUGGUUCCUCAGUGUCUCUGUGUUCUCUGUAGGAGGGAGAGUCUCCUCCUGGUAGAGAAACUUUCUCUCUGCUGACCAGAUAGUUCAGUCUGUACAGGAUCACACACAGCUGAUGUUAGUUAGUACCAACCUGAUCUCUCAGUGGUUGUAAAUGCAGUCUGAGCAGGUGAGGGGUACCUGAGCUGGUCUGGACUCUGGGGGGUUGAGAGCUCUCUGGGACUUGUGGUGUUGCAGAUGGAUGGCUGAAAGAGCUGAGCGAGGUCCAUGUAAUUACCUGAAAUGAUCAGUUGUCUGAGAGAAGGUGUGAAACAUGUUUUACUUUGUGUAUAAAACUGAACUUUGUUGUCUUGAAACAUUUGUUUGUGUGAAGAAAAACCUACGAAUGUCAAACAAGAGUCUUUCUGGAUCAAAUUCAUCAUCUGUGGGAAAAUAAUCACAACGUGUAAAGAGUUGUUUUGAUUAGAACAAACUAAAUUCAUCAUCUUGUGUCAUUGUGUAACAAAUGAACAAACUUUGAUAAGUGAUGUUGAAAUAAUAAUAAAUCAAAGUUUUGGGAUGAUUCUAGAUAAUAAGCCACAUAAACAUGUCAAAGGAAAAAUGACAAAAUCCAUCACAACACUGUAUAAAAUGAUUGAUUUAUUAAAUAAAGCUUCAUUAUUCACGUUG